Molecule: messenger RNA, 189 nt
Organism: Protopolystoma xenopodis
Lineage: Eukaryota; Metazoa; Platyhelminthes; Monogenea; Polystomatidea; Polystomatidae
Source: the annotation of a GenBank genome assembly
CUUCUUCCUCAUCUACUCCGUCUUCGUCUUCUUCUUCGUCUGCUUGUAUGUGAAAGCAUCCGUCAGGCUGGACAUGGGCAUUCGUUUCUGGUGCCUGUUCAGGUUCAAUUCGAGGAUCAUUCUGGCCAUUCUUGGACGCCAAACUGCUCGCCUCUUGUCAAACUUAAGUUCUGUCUUAUUCGAGAAUAA